This is a messenger RNA of Corythoichthys intestinalis (scribbled pipefish), 842 nucleotides long. RefSeq names its product iron-sulfur cluster assembly enzyme a (gene iscua). The transcript has 5 exons. The coding region runs from base 145 to 627 and encodes 160 amino acids. The record is from RefSeq and is a predicted model, not a curated record. Gene Ontology annotation, molecular function: ferrous iron binding; 2 iron, 2 sulfur cluster binding. Gene Ontology annotation, cellular component: mitochondrial matrix; cytoplasm. NCBI's taxonomy places the organism in Eukaryota, Metazoa, Chordata, Actinopteri, Syngnathiformes, Syngnathidae. Gene Ontology annotation, biological process: iron-sulfur cluster assembly; intracellular iron ion homeostasis.
CCUGGUAACAAACCCAAGCUGUCGUAGCACACGCCAGCCGCUAGUGGGCGGUGCGACACAUUUUCCCAAGUCCACAGUGUUUGUCAACAAAUCUCCUGUACUCGCGUUCACUCGUGCAUUUCCGGAACUGUUCGGUUUCUGAACAUGGCGAUGGCCUUACGAAAGUCUUCGUUGUUGUUGAACACAAGGUUGCUCCGUCCGGAGCUCAAAAUUGUCUGCUCGUACCACAAGAAGGUUGUGGACCACUACGAAAACCCAAGAAAUGUGGGCUCACUGGAUAAAAAUGCAAAGAAUGUGGGGACUGGUCUAGUGGGUGCACCAGCUUGUGGCGACGUUAUGAAACUCCAGGUUGAAGUAGAUGAAAACGGGAAGAUCGUGGAUGCCAAAUUUAAGACAUUUGGCUGCGGAUCAGCCAUUGCUUCUAGCUCUCUGGCGACUGAAUGGGUGAAAGGGAAGUCGAUCGAUGAAGCGUUGAGGAUCAAGAACACUGACAUUGCAAAAGAACUCUGCCUUCCGCCGGUCAAACUUCAUUGUUCCAUGCUAGCAGAAGAUGCCAUUAAAGCAGCCUUGUCGGACUACAGAAUAAAACAGACAAAGGAGAAGCAGAGUGUCAAAGCCAGCAGUUAAUUGUGUCCAUAAUGGGUCGGUGCACCUCAGGGAUGUAUCAUGUAUGUUGUCAGAGGACUGUCUAUAAACUGUCGUUACCUUUCUUCCUUAGAGAUUAGUCCUUCCUUACUUUUUUGGGGGGGGCAAAAAAUAUAACAAGCUUUAACAUAUAACAAAUAACAUUUUUUGCAUUAGUGAUGCUACAGUAGUACUAGUAGUGCCGUAUUUACCACCAA